Molecule: messenger RNA, 1415 nt
Organism: Xenopus tropicalis (tropical clawed frog)
Lineage: Eukaryota; Metazoa; Chordata; Amphibia; Anura; Pipidae
Exons: 4
Coding region: 110-880 (256 amino acids)
Source: RefSeq, a predicted model, not a curated record
UCAUGAAGUGAAAAAGCACCAUGAUGAAAAGGAAAAGCACCACAAGGCCGACCAUCAUGAUGUGAAAAAGCACCAUGAUGUAGACCAUGAUGAGCAUAAAAAGCAUCACAUGGUCGAGCAUCAUGAAGUGAAAAAGCAUCAUGAUGAGCAUAAAAUGGCUGAGCAUGAUGACCAUCAUAAGAAGGAAAAGGCAGUCAAAAAGAAACAAAAGCCGAAGAAAAAGCUUAAAAGAAUUACUAGGCACCAUGCCCACCACAGAGAAAGUUCUUCAAGUUCUUAUUCGGAGCCCGACUCUCCGGACUCCGAUGUGGAUUUGGGCGCCACCUUGGGUGCUUCCUGCAAGGCGUUGUUUACUAUUGGAAAGUGCGUUGGAAGAUGUGUUAUGAAGACGCCGAAAGUAUACAAAUUUCUGAAGGGGAAAGUAAAAUAUUUGAAGAAACUCAAGAAAGUCCUAGUAAAAGUAAUGCAUGUCUGUAAAAAGAUGGAGUGGGGUAAGAAAACUAAAACAGUAAGACAUGCAAUUGGCUGCACCAAAGGAAACAUGAAGAAGGCAUGGAAAAUGAGCAAAUCAGCAGGGAAGAAAGGCUACCACCUCUGCAAGAAGAUGCAUUUAGUGGCAGGCGCCAAAAGGGCGUACAAACUGUGCAAGUCCUGCUGGAAACACGUUCACGUGAAAAAGAUGUACAAACAGUGCAAGGCAGGCGCAAAAAAGACUUACAAACUGUGUAAGAUCUGCUGGAAGAAGUUCCACUUGACUAAGAGAGUGAAGCAAUGCUAUCAUUGCUCCAAGGCGACGGUGAAGUUAUGCAUAAAGUGCUUUAAGAUGUGCGAGCAAUGUGCUCAAUCAUUCGGAACGACAGUCGCAGAGACAGCGGCAUAAAGCAGUCAAAUCAUUUCAAGAAAAUAGUAAAGCUGCAUGGGCCUGGGAAUUAGGGUUGUGGAGGAGGGCCCAGGCCCACAUUUUGCAGUCAGUUAUCCCACUACUUCAAGAAUAAGUUAUCUUCAAGUAUCCAAGAAAAACAGACAUCACAAUACUGGAGACAAUACGACAAGAUUACAAGUUUGGAUUACCUAUCUGUUGGCCUGGGAGUUAAGGGUUGUGGAGGAGGGCCCAGGCCCAGAUAUUGCAGUCAGUUAUCCCACUACUUCAAGAAUAAGUUAUUAUCUUCAAGUAUCCAAGAAAAACAGACAUCACGAUACUGGAGACAAUACGACAAGAUUACAAGUUUGGAUUACUUAUCUGUUGGCCAUGGGAAAUAGGGUUGAGGAGGAGGGCCCAGGCCCAGAUUAUGUGCCAAGUAGUUUCUAGUGUCGAGAAACCAAGCAAAGCAUGGACAAAAGACAUCAAGAAACGUUGGCUACCUGUUAAUUAAUAUGUUUAUUUAAUGCAAAUAAAUAUUUUUAUUUAUAUGUCA